This is a messenger RNA of Cynoglossus semilaevis (tongue sole), 2059 nucleotides long. RefSeq names its product zinc finger protein 395b (gene znf395b). Gene Ontology annotation, cellular component: nucleus. Gene Ontology annotation, biological process: regulation of transcription by RNA polymerase II. The record is from RefSeq and is a predicted model, not a curated record. The coding region runs from base 576 to 1880 and encodes 434 amino acids. Lineage: Eukaryota; Metazoa; Chordata; Actinopteri; Pleuronectiformes; Cynoglossidae. Gene Ontology annotation, molecular function: DNA-binding transcription factor activity; RNA polymerase II cis-regulatory region sequence-specific DNA binding. The transcript has 10 exons.
CUGGUAAUGUUUCAGGACGGGGACACGCCCUGUCCUGAAACAUAGCUAGUUUAAAUUUUAGUUUUUUGGGUCAUUGAAAUGAGUCCUUAAGAAAAAUGUCAAGUGUGUGUGUGUGUGCUUUUGAAUUCCUGCUCCAAUUUUCACUGUGCUGUGCUGUUGUCGCUUUCCUUUAACCGAGCGAUGGGUGUUUAUUUACACCCACUCCAUUUUCUUUUCUGUUUUUUUGGGAAAAAUCCGAUGCCAUAUUCAAACCACAUGUUUCAAAUUCUAAACCCGUCUGUUACAUUCCGAACUUUAAGAAAACAUAGAAAUCGUAAAAGUGUUAUAACGUCUUUUUUAAGCGCUAGGUCACUAUCAGUUUCAAACAUGAAGGUCAGAGUACUAAAUGUUGGCUUGUGAAAACAGCUGUGUAAGGUCAAGUCUGGGAACAACCCUCAUGCUUUUAAUAGAGGUUAUUUUCGGUCGUCAUGUCUUUGAGCUCUCAGCUUUAAUUUUUAAACAGCGUGAUGAUUUACACUUUAGUUCAUUAGAAUAUGACUCCAGAGUAAACACUGUAAAGUAACGUCAGCAGCACCAUGGCAGCUAUUGGACGCAAAUGCGAAGCUGGAGCAGAGCCAUCAGGAAUACGGGCCUGCGUCUCUACAGUGGUGCACAGCAGCAGUGGGCCUGACACUCAGCAGACUCUAGUGGCAACAGAGAGCUGUGUGAUGGAGAAUGGACAUCAACCAAUCAAGACACUAGCUCAAAUGCAGAAGGAAAACGGACAAGGUUGGAGCAACCUGGCCCACCAGCUCCAUGCUGUCGGACACACAGUGCACCUGAAAAAUGUGUUUGCAAACGGAGAAGCACUGCAGAGUGUCCGCAGCCCAGAGUCAGUGGAGAUGGACGAAAUCAUGGCCGCCAUGGUUCUGACCAGCUUGUCAUGUAAUCCUGUGGUUCAGAGUCCCCAACAGACAGAUCCUGGACCUGCGGGCUCGUCAUCAUCAGCUGACAUGGAGUGCGGCGGGGGCGAGCUCUCUGACAGCGGCAGCAGCGGCUACUGGAGCUGGGACCAUGGCAACACAAGCCCCACCCCUUCGCCGUCUGUCACUGAGAUGGACAGCAGUCCCGAUGAAGGCCUUUACAUGGAGAUGGAGCAAGGAGAGGAGCUCAAUUCCAAAAAGCCAAAGAGCUCUUUCCGAGGUGUGUACAAGUGUCUCUGGCCCAGUUGUGGCAAGGUGCUAACAUCUUCGGUGGGAAUAAAACGACACAUCCGUGUGCUGCAUCUCGGCAGUGGAUUAGAUCAGUCCCAGAGAGAGGAGGACUUUUACUACACCAAGAUCUCCUGCGAGAGCGUGGAUGCCAGCUCCACUCCAGGUCCUUCCCAGCAGGCUCUGGGCCAAACCACAUCCUCUCAUCUCAGCUGGGCCUCUUGCACUUCUCCUCCAGGCUCUGGGCUUCAGAUCCCAGCAGCUCACAGGCCCAGGUCCAACUCCAGCUCAGGGCCAGGUCCAACUAGACCCAGUCCUCUCAGCCAGUCAGCUCCAAGCAGCUUCUGGCAGAUCCACUCAGAGCAUCUGUACCAGGCCUGCAGUCCCGUCCAGGUACCUGUGGCCUCUAGAAGCUCUGGAUGUCAGGGCUGGACCCCCACCAGCUCAGUUUCUGGCCAUACUAAUCCUCCGAUGGUGAAACCUCGCUGUCGGUCCGUCAGUGUUGGAGAACAGUGGCUGCAGCAGAACCGGCUGCAGCCCAUGAGUGCAUCACCUUCCCGCACCCACUGCUCCUUCAGGAAGAGUCGUGGCGAGGCCAAAAAGUGCCGCAAGGUGUACGGAGUGGAGCGCAAGGACCAGUGGUGCACAGCCUGUCGCUGGAAAAAGGCCUGUCAGCGCUUCCCUGACUAAAGUCUGCUGCAUGAUGAACUGAGGGCGUGAGACAGAGAGGCAGAGUGGUGGAUGAAUGGAUAGAGGGAUGGAUGAAAGAAUGGAUGAAUUUUGGAUGAACGAGUGAAAGAGACUUAUCAGAGUGAGGCAUAAAUCAGGGCUAGUUAGCCCAUCGAGGAUAAACAACAGUUCUCUGACUA